Pogona vitticeps (central bearded dragon) is the source of this 1411-nucleotide messenger RNA. The record is from RefSeq and is a predicted model, not a curated record. Lineage: Eukaryota; Metazoa; Chordata; Lepidosauria; Squamata; Agamidae.
AUGGGUCUGGGGUUGGUGGUGGAGAACCAGCCUGGCUGUAUUGUGGAAAAUGUCUUUGCUAGGGACGGGAAGGGGCUUAUAUGUGCCGCAAACACACACCCCCAUUUAAAAAUCUCCUUUCUUCUCUCUUCCUGCCUGCAGAGCUGUGGAGGAUGACGGCUGAACCGCCUGAAAGAGGUGAAGGCCUUUAUCACGGAAGACCUUCCUCUUUAUCACAACCUCGUCAUGAAACACCUUGCCGGGGCGGAUCCUGAACUGGUGCUGCUCAGCUCCGGAUACAGAGAGCUGGAGAGGAUCCCCCUCAGUGACAUGACCCGGGAGGAAAUCAACCACCUGGUCCAGGAGCUGGGCUUCUACCGGAAGGAGACCCCCGACGGCCCCGUCCCGGAGGAGUUCCAGCAAGCCCCAGCCAAGCCCUGGCCUGCCUCUGAGGAAGCCAAGAAGAACCCCAGGCCAGAGGAGAAGGGGGCUACGGGUGAGGAGCUCUAGAGAGAUGGGCGCUCUAGAAAAACCUCCGGGCUCUAGAGAUCUGGGCAUUCUAGAAGACCUCCAGGCCCAGGUGGGUCAGCAAGAGGGCAAGUUUUUGGAUUCUGGGCGAUGCGUUGGUGCAGGAUCCGUCCAGCAGGGCUGUGGGUGGGCUGCAGGAGGGAAGUUAAGCCAAAGAACACGGCAUGGAAUGCAAAUGUGGCCCGUCACAUGGAGAAAACACCAUUUGUUUCUAGUCCUCAUUGUUGCAGAGACAUGCUUGGACACGCUUGUGCACUACCGGCUGACGUUUUGUCCAAAGUAUAGGGCGUCAGCUUUUCGACAACGGUGAUGAUGCAAAAUAAGGGAAGGAAAGUGUUUCCUGAAAUCAGGCUGAGGGGCAUGCGUCCUACAGGUUCCAGCCUCCACUUCUCCUCACCGCCAUUGCCAAAUUUGGUUUUCAUUUUUUAAAAAAAAACCUUUAAACAUGUGUACGAACCGCCAUCUGGAAGCAACUGUGCCCUACGGUGGCUUGGGCCAAGUGGCCACCACGUGGCGUCAAGCCAGGUCUGGUGGCACAGAAGCUGGCCCUUGCCCCACUUCUUUCCGGAGACGAAUUCUCGAGGCUGCCCCUCCGUUCGCAAGAUCGCCCUCCUGCCGUCCCCUGGCGAGUCCUGCUGCACCAGUGCUCUUAAACGCCUUUGUUUCCGCUCGCCCCGUCUUAAGAACGGGUUGUUGUGGGUUUUAAUCCCCCGCCGCUGAGCUCCAUGGGCCGGGGACAGGAUGAAGCCCUUUGCAGAAAACUCUGGUGCAGAGGGCCGAUCGACAAAGUGUCCCAUCCGGCUCAGGAGCAAAAGCAUGCCGGGAAAUAUGACCCACUUCCCCCCCCAAAAAAAACCCUCUUCAAUUGUGUAUUAAAACAUUAAAAAGUCCUGCUUGUCCAUAA